UUUCAUUUUCAGUCACAUGAUUUAUCACAUGACUCACCAGCAGUGAAACAAAUCCGGAAAAUGGGUGGAAUGGAAUACGCACCGUAAAUUAAUCCCAGAACUGUUCUUGAAUGAAUUAGGUUAUUUACUUGUGACAAUUAUGGAGCCAUUAUUUGUCAUAUCAUUCUUGUGUGGAACCAUCAUGUCCAUCUCGCUUUUUUCUUUGAGCUUGUUGUUGCCCUCUCCUCGGAUUCUUGUGGCUGCUGAUUCUGUGGACAGUGACAAGUGGAUGCCGGGGAGCUCCGGCGUGGAUCUACAUUCCAUUUCCCGUGAAGAGGGCUCUUUAUUCGUCAAUCCGCCUGGCUUAAAGUUAAAUUCAAAUUCAAAAGGACAAGGCCAAGCAGCCAUUGAUAAUUUGAAUCCUCUUGCAUGUACUCAAGAACAUAUUUUAGUUGACAUUGACAACUUGCCGGUGGAUUUUACGAAGUGCCAUCACAGAAAAGAACUAUUAAGUGCAUACAGCAAUGCUUCCUCAGCAUUCAUUGAAUGUGCAGUUAAGAAUGCAAAGCCGGUUUUGUAUUGUGGACAUUGUGUAUUGGAGUUUGACUUAUCAAGGAAAGCGUGGAGUAAUAUUGAAAAUGAUGAAGAAUGCAAGGAAGACAUACUUGUUUCUGAUAAACUGCAGAUUGUGAGUCAAACACAAGCUUUCCUCACUCAGCUGUGGCGUGAUGGGAAUUGUCAAAAUUGCUAUGCUGAAAAUCUGAACUUUAAUGCAACCAACUCAACUCAAGAAUUCCUCAAGAACUAUAAUGACACAAUGACCUGCUUUUUGAACAAUGGCGGAUGCUCUGAUGAUCCUGUACCAGUCGGCUCAAAUAUGACAUUAUGUGAUAAUUGCAGUAAGGAAUAUGACACACUGAAUGCCCUGUACAAUGACCUUAGCGACGACCAACUUUGUAUGGACAUCAUAGACUUGAUGAAUCGCACCCGCAUCAUGUGGAAAGACAAUCACUGUCGGAAGAUAGAAAGAGAGUUUUUAGCUGUAGUAACCCUAAGCGUCUUUGUCUGUAUAUUGCCAUUAUUCUUUUACAUUGCUGCAAUGCUGCAUGGGACGAAAAAACAACAAAGACUUGUAGAAAAAUCCAAAGAAAGGAAACGGAGGUCACUAUCAGCUUCAGCAAGACUCUAUGCUGGGACGACAACUUCCCUACGCUGAUUAAUGUACGUCAUUUAGUAAUAUGCCUUAAGACUCCAAAGGAAAUCAGCGAAUGUCACCACGGUGUCAUGUUAAAGCAUCAUACUUUAUUUUUGUUUGAGACAAAAUACAAGGACUCAAUAGACACUGGAGGCAGUACUUAAAGCCGAGACAACAAUGUUUCUUCACGAGUAUACUUCUCAAAUUGUUUGUUAAGGCUACUCAAAGGAAAAAAAAGUGGCCACAUUCCUUUUAAUUGGAAACAGUUUUGAUGGCCACUAAAGACAGGUUUUUGCUAAAGAUAGGAAGCUGCUAAGGCAGGUUUUACUCGAUUGUACUUCAGCAUUUAUUAAUCUGCCUUAAAUUUGAGAACAUUCCAUCUUGAGUUAAC
Molecule: messenger RNA, 1565 nt
Organism: Lytechinus variegatus (green sea urchin)
Lineage: Eukaryota; Metazoa; Echinodermata; Echinoidea; Temnopleuroida; Toxopneustidae
Product: osteopetrosis-associated transmembrane protein 1-like
Exons: 6
Coding region: 140-1195 (351 amino acids)
Cellular component (GO): cytosol
Source: RefSeq, a predicted model, not a curated record